CUAGACAGCCGAUCUUUGUUUACCUAAUACAAAAAACCGAACAUAGGCUCAAAGCAAGCUAGGUGAAACAACAUGGGGACACCGUUCAUCGCGCACCUCGAGCCGACGGCCCUGGAGUGGGAGCGCGGGCUCCCGCCCGACGAGCAGCCGAACGCGGCCUCGAUCCCGCGCACCUUCCUCGACGCCAUGACGGUGCGCACGCAAGUCUUCGUGCAGGAGCAGCAGGUCCCGCAGUCCAACGAGUUCGACGCCGACGACCAGCGGUGCGCCCACUGGGUCAUCUACGCGUCCGUCAACAAGACCGUCGCCCCCGCCGUCACCGACCCCGCCACCGGCGAGGUCCUCCGCCCGCGCCAGAGCGAGACCCAGUCCGUGCCCAUCGGCACCGUGCGUCUGGUGCCCUUCCCGCACCCGCCGCACCCGGUCAAGGGCGGCGUCUACGUCGACAACGAGCUAGUCGGCUCCUCCUCCUCCGACUCCGCAGAAGACAACAACAACAACAACAACAACAACAAGACCACAACCGAACCCCCCGCCGCCGAACCAACCACCACCCAACAACGCACAUUCACCCCAGACCGCCCGACCACCUUCCACGACGGCGUCGAGCCGUACGUGAAGCUGGGCCGGCUGGCCGUGGUCAAAGAGUUCCGGGGGCGGGGCAUCGCGGGCCAGCUGGUGCGGACGGCGACCGAGUGGAUGCGGACGCACGGGACGUACUUCGACCCGAGCCCCGCCGCGCGCGGGUUCGAGCACCUGGGCAUGGAGCAGACGGCCGGGGCGCUGCCGCCGCGGUGGAACGGCCUGCUGUGCUGCCACGCGCAGGAGAGCGCGGUGAGGGCGUGGGAGAAGUGCGGGUUCCGCGUGGACGAGGGGAUGGGCCGCUGGUUGGAGGAGGGGAUUCCGCAUGUUGGCAUGUUUUUGAGGGUUGACGUGGAGCCGCAGGCGAGGGCGCUUUGAGUUUCUAUGUGGGGAGAUUGGUUCUGGUGUAUUUCUUCGCCGUCUUUGCGCAGGGUAUUGCCGGAUUUCGAUGGCAUGUUUGUUCAUAGAGAUUAGAUCGCGAUACCACGGAUGGCUUUUCUUCUUUUCCCGUUUUCACAUUCUGAACGAGCAAGAGGAUAGAAACCAAAACUCCACGUUACGAGCAUAGCACAGUACCACACCAUAGACGCCAAUUCUUGUCAG
Chaetomium fimeti is the source of this 1185-nucleotide messenger RNA. Its product is annotated as acyl-CoA N-acyltransferase. Gene Ontology annotation, molecular function: N-acetyltransferase activity. The coding region runs from base 73 to 960 and encodes 295 amino acids. Lineage: Eukaryota; Fungi; Ascomycota; Sordariomycetes; Sordariales; Chaetomiaceae. The transcript has a single exon. The record is from RefSeq and is a predicted model, not a curated record.